AUGAGCGCCCCCAUCAUCUCCAUCGACACGCAGCAUGAGGACAUGAUCCACGACGCGCAGCUGGAUUACUACGGCAAACGUCUUGCCACCUGCUCGUCUGACAGGACGAUCAAGGUCUACGACGUCACGGGUGACGUGCAGAACAAUGAGCAGAUCUUGACAGGCCAUGACGGGCCUGUGUGGCAAGUCUCGUGGGCGCACCCGAAGUUUGGCGCGCUCUUGGCAGCCUGCUCCUACGAUGGCAAAGUCAUUAUCUACCGCGAGCAGAGUCUGAACCAAUGGACACAGGCUUACGUCCACGCCUUCCACAAGUCCUCGGUCAACAGCAUUGCAUGGGCUCCGCACGAGUACGGACUGAUGCUCGCCUGUGCUUCGGCUGAUGGCAUCGUCUCUGUUCUGAGCUACUCGCCGGAAGGCUGGAGUGUAAGCCACUUUAAGGACAGUGCAUUGGGCUGCAAUGCUGUGAGCUGGGCGCCGUUUCACUCGGUUGGAUCACGAGGUCCGACAGGCCCGAUCCGACGUGUGGUGACGGCGUCAUGCGACAAGACAAUCAAGAUCUGGAGCCUUGCAGAGGGUGAGACAGACUGGACGAAGCAGGAACUGAGCUCUGCUCCCGCACACAGUGACUGGGUUCGUGAUGUGGCUUGGGCCCCGAGCACGGGACUACCCGUCAACCUCAUUGCCAGCUGCUCUGAGGACAAGCACGUGUACAUCUGGUCGCAGACUGCUGCAGACGAGAGUGCGUGGAAGCGCGAGCUGUUGCACAUAUUUGACGCUCCUGUGUGGCGUGUAAGCUGGUCGACCACUGGCAAUGUGCUUGCAGUGUCCUCAGGCGACCACAAAGUGACGUUGUGGAAAGAAACGCUUGACAAGAAGUGGAUUCAAAUAUCGUCCGUUGACGAGGCUGGCGCCAUUCACAACAGCAGCGAGUAG
This is a messenger RNA of Peronospora matthiolae, 933 nucleotides long. Lineage: Eukaryota; Oomycota; Peronosporomycetes; Peronosporales; Peronosporaceae. The record is from the annotation of a GenBank genome assembly.